CACGCGCCAACAGUUUCGUCUCUUCUGAUUGGCUGAUGGAGCCUAUAGCGGAUUGCACCUGCUUUAUUUUACCAGGCGCGUCUAAGUAGAAACGCACGCGCGCAUACACUUACAGCACGUAGACAAGUUCAUCUCAAAUAAAGAUGCUCUCCUCCCGUGUGCUGCUUCGUGGUUUGCGGGCUGAGACCGGGUUCUGGAGGAGCCUGUCCACCUCGACCAGAGCUCUGGCUUCACACGGCCACAGUGUUGAUGUGAUUGACUGCAGUGUUCCUCAGUACAAUAAUCGUCUGGAUACACCACUGCCUGAUAUUCCAUUCGUCAGAAAUCUCACUCCUGAGCAGAAGAAGCUGAAGGAGAAAGAAAAAGAGUCAUGGACGAAUCUCACCAAGGAGGAGAAACUAGCACUCUAUAGACUCACACAUGAGCUGAGCUAUGCAGAGAUGAGGCAGGGCUCUAGUGAGUGGAAGACAGUGCUGGGAGGGGUCUUCGUUUUCCUCGGCUUUACAGGCCUGGUGGUGUUGUGGCAGCGUAUGUAUGUGUAUGGUGAUGUGCCACACACUCUUUCUCCAGAAUGGGUGGAGAAACAAACCCAACGUAUGAUCGACAUGAGGGUUAACCCUGUGCAUGGUUUCUCUGUCAACUGGGAUUAUGAGAAGAAACAGUGGAAGUAGAAUCCCACUGUCAUUAACCUGAGGUUGAAAUCUUAACAGCUUCAAAAUAUAGUCACACAAUACAUAUAUAUCUAUCAAAAAUAAACACUGAAUGGAA
This is a messenger RNA of Tachysurus vachellii, 768 nucleotides long. Its product is annotated as cytochrome c oxidase subunit 4 isoform 1, mitochondrial. Gene Ontology annotation, biological process: mitochondrial electron transport, cytochrome c to oxygen. The transcript is spliced from 5 exons. Bases 144 to 671 code for a protein of 175 amino acids. The record is from RefSeq and is a predicted model, not a curated record. Lineage: Eukaryota; Metazoa; Chordata; Actinopteri; Siluriformes; Bagridae.